This is a messenger RNA of Eucalyptus grandis, 1431 nucleotides long. Its product is annotated as cysteine-rich receptor-like protein kinase 10. The transcript is spliced from 7 exons. Gene Ontology annotation, molecular function: ATP binding; protein kinase activity. The record is from RefSeq and is a predicted model, not a curated record. Lineage: Eukaryota; Viridiplantae; Streptophyta; Magnoliopsida; Myrtales; Myrtaceae. Gene Ontology annotation, biological process: protein phosphorylation.
AUGGCCAUGGGCGAGCAUCCGCGUCGCUCACGAGCUGCCCAUCCAGAUCUGUCUCCGUCUCCAAACGCCGACCAGAUCUGGCCGGACGAUGAUGACGACGGCCAGGACGAGAGUUGGCGUCGCUAUGAGCCAGUGAGAGAAGAAAACAGGCCGGUGAAGAGUGGCUGGCCGGUGAUGCUGAUAAUUUUCUUCUUCGUCCUUCUUCAACUUUGUACUCUGCCGGUGGUGACAUUGGGGGAGGCGCGGGCCGAAAGCGUUCAGGCAUCAUCGGCGUCGGUCAUCUAUAUACUGAUGCUAUUGAGAUAUGAUUGCACAUAUGAGGGCAAAAGCAAUAAACCUAUUACGAAAAUCAUCACGGUCGGCGUUCCUAUUGGCGAAUGCGUGCUUCUCUUCAUCUCUUGUUGUUGUUUCAGUUGGAGGAAAGCGACCAAAACGCAAAUAGCAGACCUUAUUGAAAUGACAAAAGCAGAGUCCCUGCAGUAUGAUUUAGCUACCAUAAGAGACGCCACGGACAAUUUCUCUAAUCAAAACAAGUUGGGUAUGGGCGGAUUUGGUGAUGUUUUCAAGGGUAUGCUUCCUAAUGGACAAGAAAUAGCCGUGAAGAGGCUAUCUCAAGGCUCGCAACAAGGUGAUGAAGAAAUUAAGAACGAAGUCAAGCUAUUAGUGAAGCUUCAAUAUCGAAACCUUGUGUGGCUAAUCGGGUUCUACUCGGAGGAUGAAGAAAAACUGUUUGCCUAUGAGUUUGUGUAGAAUGAAAGUCUCAACUAUUUUUUAUUUGGUAUCAGGCAAUUGGACUAGUCAAAACAUUUCAAAAUAGCAUUUGGGAUUGGUUGAGGAAUUCUCUAUUUGCAUGAGGACUCUCGACUUUAGAUCAUCCAUCGCGAUCUAAAGCCGAGCAAUAUUUUGUUGGACAGUGAAAUGACCCCGAAAAUUUGCGAUUUUAUCAUUGCAAGGAUUUUCGAAAUCAAUCAAUCACGGGCAAACACUAGGAAAAUUGUGGGGACUAUUGGUUACAUUGCACCUGAGUAUGCAACGCGUGGUCAAUUUUCCAUGAAAUCUGAUGUUUAUAGUUUCAGUGUUGUACUUCUUGAGCUUGUUAGUGGUAAGAAGAAUAGUUCAUUCUACCAAGCAGACGUGAGGAGGGAUUGCUGUCCAUAUCCCACCGUCAGAGAGACUUAUUCAGAGGAAGAAGUUCUUAAAUGCCUCGAGAUUGGUUGGCUCUGUACUCAGGAAGAUCAGAAUAAAAGACCCGCCAUGGCGACCGCAGUCCGUAAGUUGAACAGCCACCUUGCUCCUCUUGAGCUGUCCCAACAACCUGCCUUCUACCUCAACACUAACAGCACGGAGAGACCAAUGGCAGAGCUGGAACCGAUGGAAGAGGUGGAAUCGGACCAGCUAAAGAAGGGGAAACACAAGUUUUUCCUCAUGUAA